AUGCGUCCAAUCUCCAAAGCCGCUCUCCGGCCAUACGUCUGCCCAUCCUGCCGGCAUGUUGGUGCCGGUCAGCGCAGAUUCAGCUCUAAGCCAUCUGCCCCCGAGCUCUAUGAUGUCGUUUGUGUUGGCGGCGGACCUGCCGGUUUAGGUUUACUGGCAGCACUCCGAGCGAACCCUGUCACAUCAAAGCUCAAAGUUGCUCUCGUCGAGACCCAGGACCUUCGCAAGGCCCAGUCGUGGAACCUCGAACCAACUCAGUUCUCAAACCGAGUCAGCAGCCUGACUCCCUCAUCUGUGUCCUUCCUGCGCAGCAUUGGCGCCUACGACCACCUCGAUGUCACCCGCGUUCAAGACUACCAGGACAUGCAGGUGUGGGACGGCCAAACCGGAUCCCGAAUAUCGUUUGACUGGUCCAUGGAGACCUCCCCAUUCGAAGAUAUGCGCACGGUAGCAACAAUGACUGAGAACGCGAACCUAGUGCGCGCCCUCCUCCGCCGCAUCACCGAGUCCGGAGACGAGAAUCUCUCCCUCUUCUCCAACUCGACCGUCGCCUCCAUCGACAAUGGUUCCGAUCUCCAACCCGAAGGCCCGGACCUCUCAGCCUGGCCCGUCCUCUCCGUCAAGCCAACAGACCCGGCCUCCACAACACCCCCAAAGCAAAUCGCAGCCCGUCUCCUCGUCGGCGCAGACGGGAUCAACAGCCCCGUCCGCUCGUUCGCAGACAUUCCCACCCACGGCUGGGAUUACGGCCGCCAUGGCAUCGUCGCAACCCUCGCCCUAGACAGCCCAGCAACCCCACCUUUCCCAGCCUCAACGCGAACAGCCUACCAACGCUUCCUCCCAGCCCUAGGCGGCCCAAUUGCCCUCCUCCCACUACCAAACAACCACGCAACCCUCGUCUGGUCCACAACCCCAGAGCACGCAGCCUACCUCAAGUCCCUCCCAACCAAGUCCUUCCUGGCAAUGGUCAACGCAGCCUUCCGUCUGGACAUGACAGACCUAACUUACAUGAUGGGCAUGGACACCCCAUCCUCCACCACCGCCUCGGACUCGUCCCACGAAGACGAGCUCACCUGGCCAACAGCCCUCCAAGAAGGCACAGUCGCCUCCUUUCCCCUGCGCUUCCGCCAUGCGGCGCAGUAUAUCUCGCCGCGCGUCGCACUCGUCGGCGAUGCAGCACACGUCAUCCACCCGCUCGCAGGCCAAGGAUUGAACCUGGGCUUGGCGGAUGUGGCGUCUCUCGCGCGCACCAUCCAGUAUGCUGUCUCGCAUGGCAUGGAUGUGGGCGACUUGCUCACGCUGGAACGUUAUUCGUCGGAGAGAUACCUGCCCAAUGCUAAGAUUGGUGGGGCUUGUGAUCUCUUGCAUAAGAUGUAUACUGUUCCGGGGUCUGGGCCUGUUGCUUGGGCUAGGAGUUUGGGCUUGGAGACUAUCCAACGAUUGCCUUUCGUGAAGGGCUUCCUCAUGAAGAACGCUGAGGGGUAUUAG
Molecule: messenger RNA, 1488 nt
Organism: Penicillium nucicola
Lineage: Eukaryota; Fungi; Ascomycota; Eurotiomycetes; Eurotiales; Aspergillaceae
Product: putative ubiquinone biosynthesis monooxgenase (Coq6)
Exons: 3
Coding region: 1-1488 (495 amino acids)
Biological process (GO): ubiquinone biosynthetic process
Cellular component (GO): mitochondrion
Molecular function (GO): oxidoreductase activity, acting on paired donors, with incorporation or reduction of molecular oxygen, NAD(P)H as one donor, and incorporation of one atom of oxygen; FAD binding; 2-octaprenyl-6-methoxyphenol hydroxylase activity
Source: RefSeq, a predicted model, not a curated record